Plasmodium relictum is the source of this 5448-nucleotide messenger RNA. Its product is annotated as conserved Plasmodium protein, unknown function. The record is from RefSeq and is a predicted model, not a curated record. The transcript has 4 exons. Lineage: Eukaryota; Apicomplexa; Aconoidasida; Haemosporida; Plasmodiidae. Bases 1 to 5448 code for a protein of 1815 amino acids.
AUGAAAGCUUUAAAAAGUAAAUCAGAAUACGUAUUAAAUAUAAAAGAGACAUAUGAAGAAAACCUAGAAGAUUAUAUAGAUAAUAAUUGUCAUAUUAAUAAUUAUAAUUUGUAUGACUAUAUUGAGAAAACAAAAAAAUCGAAUUCUUAUAAUAAUAAAAAUCCAAAUAAGAAUGAUCAGACGAGUAAAAUUUUGAACUAUUUGUUAGAGGACUUUUUUUCAUCAAGUGAAAAUACUUUUGAUUUUUUAAGUUUACAAGAAGAAAAUACGAAAAAUAAUUCUAAUUUAUGUGAAGUAGAAGGUAAAAAUAACGUAGAUAAUGAUGCAAAAGAAAAUCAUUCAAAAAAUAUCUUGUGCGAAAAAAUUUUAAAUCAUUUAAAGAAUAGAGAGCAAAAUUUAUCUCAAAAUAAGAAAUUUCAAAUUAUUCUUAAUUUUUUGAAAGAAAAUAUGAAUUAUUGUAAAAAUAAAAAAGACAUUUUAGAAGUUAAUAACAUAACAAAUAAUGCAAAGAAUAGUUCAUUUAUUAGCAACAAAAAUGAAAGUAAAGAAAAGAAUAAAAAUUUUGUAAAUGUAAAAAAUGAAGAAAUAAAAAACUACAAUUCAAAAACAAAUAAAGAACCUUGUUAUUAUACUAUAAAUAACAAUAAUGAAAAUGAUAAUUAUUCAAAUUAUAAUGAUUAUAAAAAUUUAAACUUAGAUGAUUUGAAAAUAGAUGAAAUUAUCUUUGGAACUAAAAACUACAGUAAAAAACAGGAAUUUAAAGAAAAAAAAUUUAAUAAUCAUAUUAUUAAGUCAUCGGAAAUAUCUUAUAUAGUAAAUAAAGAAUUCAGCAAUGAAGAUGCACCUUCAAUAGAUUUUUCAAGAAAUAAUAAUAUAAAUGUUUGUAAGAAUUUUUCGUUUGAUAAUAAAGAAAAAAUGUUAGAAGAUCAAUCAUUGGACAAAAUGAAUAACAUAAAUAAAUUAUUUAAUAGCAUAUUUUUUUUUAAUAAUAAUAAAGGUUAUGAUAAUAUUAAAAAAUGUCCUGAUAUUUAUCAUAAUAGUAGAAAUAAUUUAUUUAAUAGUAACAAUAACUGCAUGAAUUAUAAUAUACUUGACAAUGAAAAAAAAAAUAUUAAUAACAGCAAUAAAGCUUUUAACAAAAAUGAUAAUGAUAGCAAGAAUGAUAUUAAUAGUAUUAAUAAUAAUAGUUAUAAGAAUAACUAUAAUAAUAUUACUAGUAGUAAUAAUUUUAAUAGUAACAGUAAUAAUAAUAUAAAUAAUAAGGAAGAUAACAAUAUAAAUUAUAAUGAGAAUCAUAUUAAUAGGAAUUAUAAUCAGAAUCAUAUUAAUAAUAAUAAUAACCAUAUUAAUAGUAAUAAUGAUGAUAAUAAUAAUAAAAGUAGUAAUGAAGUAAUUGAAAAAGAAGUAAAUAAAGUUAAUAUAAAUUCUAAUAUUUUGUCAAAUAUGUAUGAAACGAAUUUUUUAAAAUAUUCUGUUAAUGAAGUAAAUGAAUACAAGUUUUUUGAUGCACGUAUAAAUGAGAAAAAUAUUUCUCCUCAGAGUUUUGAAUUAUCCUCUAGAUACUGUAAUAGUAAUUUAAAUGCUAAAAGUACAAAAAAAAAUUACUUAGAAAAUACUGAUACUGAAAAUAGCAUUAAUUUACAUGAAGUUGAUUUGAAUUUUAUGAAUGAUGUACCUUAUAACUUUAGGGAAAUAUAUGAAAAAUCAAAUAAUGAAAUUAAUAAUUAUAUAGAAAAAAAUAAUUAUUUUGAAAAUAUAUAUGAAAAUAAAGAAAAUAUAAUUUUCUCUAAUGCAUAUAAUAAGAAAAUAAGUGAUCAUCAUGAAGUAGAACAAAAAGAUAUAUUUUUAAAAAGAAAUCAAAAUAAUAACAGUAAUAAUAAAUGUUUUAUAUAUGAUGAAUCUAACUUAGAUAAUAAUACUUUAAAUAAUGUUAAAACAGAAAAUAAUAAUGAAUUGAAUAAUAUAUGUAGCCCUAUAUCUAAUUUUAAUAACGAAAAUAGUUUAUUAAACAGCUUUAAUAAUAUAGAUUCUAUUUUUCAUAACAACUCAUUAAAUGUAAAUUUAUUUUUAAAUAAUUUUAAUAUGAAUAAUUUAAAGAAUAAAAAUGAAACAGAAUCAUUUUCAAAAGAAAAAUAUGUGGGAUAUUUUGAUGAAGAAAUAAAGAAUCAUCUUAAACAAGAAAAAAAUAAUUUAGAAAGGCAAAUAAAUAGAAAUGGAGAUGAAAUAUAUUCAAAAAAACAUAACUCUAACCUUCCUAAUGAAAAAAAUAAUUUUUUAAAGUUCAGCAAAAUUACAAGCAUUUAUAAUAAUGAUGAAUCUUUUUAUACUCCCAUGCCAUAUGAAUUAAAUAAAAAUGGAAUUACUUCAAAAAUAAAUAAUGAAGAAGAAAGUAAUUUAUCAUAUGAUUUUGAUUGUAAUCAAGAAAAAAUUAUUAAAGAAGAAAAUAAUAUCACAAAAGAUAUUAAAAAUAACUGUUCCCAUAAUAAAACAAUGAAUAAAGUGGAAAUUAAAAAAACUUCGAAUAGAUUAUUAUUAAACAAUUAUGAAGCUUAUUUUGAAAAUAAAAAAGGAAAAAAUUUGAGUAGAAACCAAUCAUUACAUAGUGAAAAAAAUACUGAAUCCUGGGCAAAUUAUAAAAAAUAUAUAUAUUCUAAAAGUAGUAAUAAAAAUAUGAAUAAUUUUUAUAAAAAGAAAAAUGAAGAAAAAAAAUAUUUAACAAAAUCACAUAGUAAUACAAAUGUGAACAGUUUAACGAAUAAGUCGAAAUAUUUUCUGAACAAAAAAACUAAUAAUACAAAUUGUUUUAAAGAUGAUAUGUUUGUAUUUCAUAAAAAUUUAGAAAGUAAUAAUGAUUAUAAGAAGUUUAAAAGUAAUGCCCAGUUAAAAAAUGAAGAAAAUAAUAAUAAUAAAAAUAUAAAAUUAUCUUUAAACUAUAUGAAUGAUUCCAACAGGCCAUUUUUAAAAAAUUCACACAACAUGAAUAUAAUAUAUAAUAAUAGCAAAAUUCAGAGUGAUAGAAAUAAUGAUAUAACUAAUACUAUUAUUUUAAGUAAAAAUAGUAUUUUAACUGAUAUAAAUCAAAUAAAAAACUCUCCAAAUGAGAGUAUUUCCAGCAAAAUGAAUAAUGCUAUAAGUAAUAUGACACAUGUGAAUAAUAUGCACAACUUUCAUCCUAUGAUUUAUGAUAAUAAUAAAGAUAUUAUAAAUAAUGAUGUUAGCAAUAAUAAUAAUAAUAAUAAUAAUAAUUAUAACAAUAAUAUAUAUAACGAUAAUGAUAAUAAUUGUAAUAACAUAAAUAAAAUCAAUAGUGAUUAUGAUGAUGAUAAUAUAUAUAAUAAUAAUAGUGAUUGUGAUAAAUAUGAUAAUUAUAAUAAUAGUAAUUACAAAAAUAAGGAUAACAAAAAUAAUAAUCAUUAUGAUGAUUAUGAUAAUGAUGAUUAUAUUAAUAGUAAUAAUAUAAAUAAUAUUGAUAUAAUUUAUGAUAAUGAUAAUACAAAUAAUAAUAAUAAUAAUAAUAAUGAUAGCAAUAAUAGUAGUAGUAAUAAUAGUAAUAACAAUGAUAAUAAUAUAAAUAUUAGUAAUAAUGAUUAUAUUAAUAAUGAUAAUAAUAUAAAUAUUUGUAAUAAUGAUUAUAUUAAUAAUAGUAAUAAUAAUAAUGACAACACCAAUGAUAAAAAUAAAGAAAACAAUAAUAAUAAUGAUAGUGGUAAUAGUACAAAUAAUAAUAUUAAUAAUAAUGAUAGUACAAAUAACAAUUAUAAUUAUAAUGAUAAUAACAAAAAUAAGGAUAAUAGUAACAAUAGCUAUGAUAAUAAUUAUAACGAAAGUAAUAACAAUGCUAAUACAAAUGGUAUGAAUAAUAAUGUCACAAAGGUGAGUUCAAAGGAUAGUAAAUUGGAUGGUUUUAAUACUCAUAAUAAGAAGGGCAAUUCAAAAAAGAUGAAAUUUUCUAAUAAUUUAGUGCUAAACAAUAAUUCUAAAAAUAUGAAAAAUUACUUUUUUAAAGAUUUCCAAAAAUCAAAUAAUAAUAACAUAUCAAAAAAUGAAAUAUCUUUUCAAAACUCAAGAAAUAUAUAUAACAGUGGUAAUAACAGAAAAGAAAGAAAAAAAAAAAAAAUGACUAAUUCCAAUUCUUGCAAUGAUUUACAAAAUUACUAUAAUGAAAAAAAAAAUAAUAUGAAAAAUACUGCUUUAACGAAAAGUAUAUCUGCGAAUAACUUAAAUCUUUAUUCUAUUCUUUAUGAUGCUAUCCUCUCACUAUAUGAUGAAAGAAUUAAACCAACUGAAAAGGAAGUUGUAAGAAAAUUAAAAGAGUUAAAUAUAAACUCAAAGUUUAUAAAGAAUAUCUAUUUUUAUAUUAGUUCUUAUCCAGAAUUUAUAAUUGAAAAAGAAGAAAAUUCUGAUACAUGGGUGGUUUAUUUAAAAAAUGAACCAGCAGAUUUUAAAGGCUUUUUCGAUCCUUGUGAUAAAGAUGCUCCAUGUGAUGAAAACGUAUGGAAUAGCUUUUUAAUUUAUUUAAUAGAAAUUAUGAAAAACCAAUAUUGUAAAGCAGAAAAUGACAAUCAAGGGAACAAUAAACAGAAAGAUGAAGUAAAUGAAAACUUUAAAGAAAAUAAUGAAAAUGGAUUACAAUCUUCAAUAUCAGAAAAUACCUUGCUAAAUAAUAAGUUAGAAAAUGAUAAUUUUUCAAAAACUAAUGAAGAAAAUUCUAUACCUAUUUUAAGCUUUAGAAAAAAAAAUAAGAAAGAUAAUGUUGAUCAAAUAUAUAGGUUUAAAGGAGGAAGGUACAACAUGGCUGUAGAACUAAAAAAUAGAAAUCUUUCAUUUUUAAAAAAUUUAAAAUUAGGAGAAAUCUGCCACUUAAUUCAAAAAUCUAUAUCUCUCAAUAUCUUGCGUUAUGAAGAUAAAUAUUUACAACCAUUAUGUGCUUGUAAUAUUGUUGUCUUUUCAAGUAUGUUCUCAUUAGGUUUAAAUGUAGAACAAAAAUAUGGUGUAACUACUUCAUCACAAUUAGGUUUCCCUCAUUUAGGUGAUAUAGAAAUUCACCCAAUCAGAACUAUCGAACAAGUAAAAAAAUGUUUAAAUGAAAUAUUAAAAAACUUCCCAUUAGGAGCUGCCAUUGGUCAUUUAAAGAAAACAAUAAUUGAAAAAUAUGGCUUAUAUAUAUGUCCAAUGAUAUUUAGGUAUACCCGAUUGUGCCCCUUAUUGGCUUCAGAUUUGUUUUCUAAUACAUGUAGAGUUUUUAGUGAUACAAAUCAUAGAAUUUUUGUUCAACUAGUUCAUUUUGAAAUGCCUGAAAACGUUACUCUUUAUACCCCUAAAAAGGCAAAAAAAGAAGAGUCCUCUACAGAAAAUGCUAUUACUUAUUAUGAAAACUUAUUUAAAAAAAAUAUUUCAUAUAUAUUUAAUGAAGUAUAUUACUCGAAAAAAUACGAAGAACUUUUUUAA